CUGUAGGUGUGACGGCUCCAAGCGACUCCCAGCGAUCUCCUACCAUGUCUUGAUACAGAGUUCUGUAUUUUUAGACGUGUUACAUAUCCUGGAAUGAUUUGAGGGAACAAUUUGACAACAAUUAGAUGCCUGGGAUCAUGUUAAAGGGAAUAAAAGAGAUGCUGUCGCCGACAACGAAGAUGGAUGCAGACACGUGUGAUGGCAGCAGCGACGAUAGUGACAACAAUGAUUGUCCUCAGCGUGACGGUACAGAAGAGGCAUGCCCGCCUCCAGUAGACCAGGAUAGUAAGGUAACAACGUCAAAGAAGAUGGAUGCAGACACGUGUGAUGGCAGCACCGACGACAUUAACAACAAUGAUUGUCCUCAGCGUGACGGUACGGAAGAGGCAUGCACGCCUCCAGUAGACCAGCACAGUAAGGUAACAACGUCAAAGAAGAUGGAUGCACACACGUGUGAUGGCAGCACCGACGACACUGACAACAAUGAUUGUCCCCAGCGUGACGGUACGGAAGAGGCAUGCACGCCUCCAGUAGACCAGCAGAAUGUUCCCUUGCAAUUUGAUGUGAAAGGGGCAGUAAAUAGCGAUGUGAAAAAUAACUACGCUAUCGGGCAACUGCACUUGCACAAAGAAGAAGUGCGGAAAGACGUCACAAUGGAUUAUGUUCCAGGUGCAGAGCCAAAAAUAGACAUUUCAGUUCCAGCUAAAGAAGGUGAAACGAUAGUGCAUGUUGAAUGUACCAAGAACGAGCUGUCUUCCUGUUGCUAUGGACACUAUGAUGGACGGGAACGGCCUUUUAGGUCCAAAUGGACUUUUGAGAAUGUUCCACACGGACUGAUUAAAUUCAUUAUGAAGGAGUGCCCUACUUUCUUCGAGCUCAUUGAUAAAUUGGAGAAACGGCAUCGCAGUAAAUGCGAGAAGAUACACAACAAGUCAUGUCUAGUUGUGGAAUUUCUACAUGAUACUGAGGAAGACAGAGACAGAAUGAUGCAAGAUAAAGAAAAUGUGAAGACGAUGUUCAUGGAGUUCUUGCAUGGUAUAGGGAAGGAUGCUCCUAACUGCAGUUUAAACGUUUGCAGUGAGCCGGCAGCUGUGAACAUCCGUGAUGAAGAUGUGAAAGAAAUUAUUGGUGCAAAUCCAAGAGACACAAAAUUUACAAAUACAUCAGAUUCGGAUUCAGAUUCAUUUGUUGAUGCAACAGACGAAAUUGUAGAAGACACAGAACAAGCUGCCAAUCUGCCUUCAACGUCUCAGACUGAAGAUGCGAAAGAAAGGAUUGGUCUCAAUCCAGAGGGCACGCCACCCAUAAUAACAUCAGCUUCCGAUUCAGAAUCAAGUUUGGUGUUAUCUCCAAUAUCCUCAGACACAAAAAGAACUCAUGCACAAACGGAAGUGUUGGUCGAAGAACCUUCCAGUUUCCUAAUUGGAGGUAGCAAGUUUGACUCUGGUAAGUACUACAUUGUAGACACAUGA
This is a messenger RNA of Haliotis rubra (blacklip abalone), 1472 nucleotides long. RefSeq lists its product as uncharacterized. The transcript is spliced from 12 exons. The coding region runs from base 126 to 1472 and encodes 448 amino acids. Lineage: Eukaryota; Metazoa; Mollusca; Gastropoda; Lepetellida; Haliotidae. The record is from RefSeq and is a predicted model, not a curated record.